Molecule: messenger RNA, 891 nt
Organism: Trametes versicolor FP-101664 SS1
Lineage: Eukaryota; Fungi; Basidiomycota; Agaricomycetes; Polyporales; Polyporaceae
Product: NAD-P-binding protein
Exons: 4
Coding region: 1-891 (296 amino acids)
Molecular function (GO): oxidoreductase activity
Source: RefSeq, a predicted model, not a curated record
AUGUCUGCACCUCGCGUCUGGUUCAUCACCGGCUCCUCCUCCGGCUUUGGCCGCGAGACCGUGAUGCAAGCCCUCGAGAGCGGCGACAAAGUCGUCGCGACACUCCGCAAACCCGCCGCGCUCGACGACCUCGCGAAGAAAUACCCCGCCGACCGCCUCCGCGUCGUGAAGCUGGACGUCACGAAGCCCGACGAGAUCGACGCCGCUUUUGCGCAGGCCAAGGCCGCGUUCGGCCGCAUCGACAUCGUGUUCAACAACGCCGGCUAUGUCGCCAUCGGUGAGGUCGAGGUCAUGCCGGACGACGUCUCGCGCCCGCAGUUCGAAGUCAACUUCUGGGGCGCGGUGCAUGUCUCGCAGGGCGCGGUGCGCUUCUUCCGCGAAGAGAACACGCCGCAGGGCGGACUCCUGCUGCAGAAUAGUAGUCUGGCGGGCCUUGCGGCUAUGCCCAUCGUCGGGUUCUACUCCGCGACGAAGCACGCCCUUGAGGGCUUCAGCGAGUCCCUUGCGAAGGAGCUCGACCCUGCAUGGAAUAUCAAGGUAAUCUCAAUCAUCGAGCCCGGCGCGUUCAAGACAUCCGUUUUUGACCUCGACGCGAACCAUAUGAUCGUGGUACCGCAGCACCCGGCCUACGCCAACCCCGCGCUGCCCGUGUACAAUUUCCGCGGCGCGUUCCUCAAGAGCGGGGGCCAGGAGGUGGACACCUCCAAGGACCUUGCCCCCGUCGACGCGUCGCGGGCGGUCGCGAAGAUCAUCGCGCUGUCGCGGCUGCCGAGCCCGCCGCUGCACUUCCCACUGGGAAAGGACGCGGUUGCCGCCGUGCGCGAGAAGGUGAAGACGUUGACGGAGGAGAUCGAUGCGUACGAGUCGUGGUCGGAUGAUCUGGGCCGGUAG